Messenger RNA from Coprinopsis cinerea okayama7#130, 849 nucleotides. RefSeq lists its product as hypothetical. The transcript has a single exon. The coding region runs from base 1 to 849 and encodes 282 amino acids. The record is from RefSeq and is a predicted model, not a curated record. NCBI's taxonomy places the organism in Eukaryota, Fungi, Basidiomycota, Agaricomycetes, Agaricales, Psathyrellaceae.
AUGCCAGACGUAGAGAAUCUCAACCCUAAGGAGGUUUCUCCUGGGGAUGAGGCGAUCCCUCAUAAAGACAUGCCUUCAAUUACGAAAAAGGAUCGACCUACCUUAUCCCAAGACGAUGCUAUGGACGUCGUGAGGUAUCUCGAGCUUUUGGAGCAGUUGUUCAAGGGCAUUGUCAAAACCGAUCGAGCCAAGAAAAUCUAUGCGACUCGUUAUAUAGACGACCCUAUUCUGAAAAGACAAUGGGAAGCUAUACCAGAGUAUGCGACUAGUACUUGGAACGAUUUCAAAAGAGCAGUACUCAGGUACUAUCCGGAAGGAGAAGGCCUAAGCCGCGGAAGUCGACCUAGACUUAUGGAUGUCUUUAAACGCCAUCGCGAGAUAUCCCAAGUAAAUGUCGGACGAAUGGCUAGACUCGCCUUAGCUAUCCGACCCGAGGCAGAAGGACUGGAAGCGUUGCAGAAAGAGACAGGACAUGUUCUGGUCACCAACCGAGAGAUAGUCUCCAACAUCCUAGGAUGCUUAAGUCCAAACUUCCGAGACGCCUUACGGUUCAGACUCACUCUAGAAGAGUCUAAACCUGCUACAGAGGCAGCCGGUACGACUAGCAAACGGGAUUGGUAUGGGGAAACGCUCGAAGAUAGGGUACCUUGGGGACGUGUCUUAGAAAUUGCACAAGACUUGACCAGGCAAACUGGAGCUCACAACGCCUACGGCGGAUUUUCUUCUUCAGAGGAUAGAGACUAUGAUCGAAACCUCUAUCGAAAUCCACCGGCAGCCUCUACUCCAGCGGCAGCUGUGAAGUCGGAACCCACAGACAGUGAUUUCCGUUCGUUUUGCAAAAGCCCAUGA